UCUAUGGGUCGAAACGUGAUGCGAUGAAUCCGAGAGAGACCGAAACUGGGACGAAGAGUGCGGCGGAAGCGGCGGGACUCCCAAGCAUGGGGGCUUCACCACAAUAGAGGCAGCGCCCCCACCCGCCCCCGCCAGCCCUCCGGAGCGAAGCCCCCAAACCCCCUCGGGAAAAGGAUGGCGGCGGCACCUACCCAGAUCGAAGCCGAGCUGUAUUACCUGAUCGCUAGGUUCUUGCAGUCCGGACCCUGUAACAAAUCCGCUCAGGUGCUAGUGCAAGAGCUCGAGGAGCAUCAGCUGAUUCCGCGCCGCUUAGACUGGGAGGGGAAAGAGCACCGAAGAAGCUUCGAGGAUCUGGUGGCAGCCAAUGCACACAUUCCUCCAGACUACCUCCUUAAAAUUUGUGAGAGGAUUGGUCCCUUGUUAGAUAAGGAGAUCCCUCAGAGUGUCCCUGGGGUACAGACAUUACUAGGUGUUGGUCGGCAGUCUCUGUUACGGGAUGCCAAAGACUGUAAGAGUACACUAUGGAAUGGGUCUGCCUUUGCAGCUCUACACAGAGGCAGACCUCCAGAACUACCUGUAAAUUACGCGAAACCUCCAAAUGUGGUGAAUAUCACCUCAGCCAGGCAAUUAACCGGAUGUAGUCGCUUCAGCCAUGUUUUCCCCUCAUCUGCUUACCAGCAUAUUAAGAUGCAUAAGAGAAUCCUGGGGCACUUAUCUUCUGUCUACUGUGUAGCAUUUGAUCGAAGCGGGAGGCGAAUCUUUACAGGUUCAGAUGACUGUUUGGUGAAAAUCUGGGCUACAGAUGAUGGGCGCCUCCUUGCUACACUGCGAGGGCACUCUGCUGAAAUCUCUGACAUGGCCGUUAACUACGAAAAUACUCUCAUUGCUGCAGGCAGCUGUGAUAAAGUUGUGAGAGUAUGGUGCCUUCGAACUUGCGCACCAGUUGCUGUCCUCCAGGGACAUUCAGCUUCUAUUACUUCCAUACAGUUUUGUCCAUCAACUAAAGGCACAACUAGAUACCUCACUUCUACUGGUGCUGAUGGAACAGUAUGUUUCUGGCAAUGGCAUGUAAAAACAAUGAAGUUUAGGGAUCGCCCAGUAAAAUUUACUGAGAGAUCCAGACCUGGAGUUCAGAUAUCUUGUUCAUCUUUCAGUUCUGGUGGUAUGUUCAUUACAACAGGUAGCACUGACCAUGUUAUUAGAAUAUACUAUUUGGGUUCUGAGAUACCAGAGAAAAUUGCGGAAUUAGAAUCACAUACGGACAAAGUUGUUGCUGUUCAGUUCUGUAACAACGGAGACAGUUUAAGAUUUGUUAGUGGAAGUAGAGAUGGAACAGCAAGAAUAUGGCAAUAUCAACAACAGGAAUGGAAGAGUAUAGUGCUAGAUAUGGCUACUAAAAUGAGUGGGAAUAAUUUGACCUCCGCAGAAGACAAAGUCACUAAGCUGAAGGUGACAAUGGUGGCUUGGGAUCGUUACGACACCACUGUUAUUACUGCAGUGAACAAUUUCCUUUUGAAAGUUUGGAAUUCUGUCACAGGGCAACUUCUUCAUACUUUGUCUGGGCACGAUGAUGAAGUGUUUGUUCUAGAAGCACAUCCAUUUGAUCAAAGGAUAAUACUUUCAGCGGGUCAUGAUGGGAACAUUUUUAUUUGGGACCUUGACCGAGGGACCAAAAUUCGAAAUUAUUUUAAUAUGAUUGAAGGCCAAGGUCAUGGGGCAGUGUUCGAUUGUAAAUUUUCACCAGAUGGAAACCAUUUUGCCUGCACAGAUUCUCAUGGUCAUUUGUUGCUAUUUGGCUUUGGCUGCAGUAAAUACUAUGAAAAGAUUCCAGAUCAGAUGUUCUUCCACACUGAUUAUCGACCACUUAUCCGAGAUGCAAAUAACUAUGUAUUGGAUGAGCAAACUCAGCAAGCUCCUCACCUUAUGCCUCCCCCAUUCUUGGUGGAUGUCGAUGGAAAUCCUCAUCCUACAAAAUUUCAACGACUGGUUCCAGGACGGGAAAAUUGUAAAGAUGAGCAGCUUAUUCCUCAGCUGGGUUAUGUGGCUAAUGGUGAUGGUGAGGUGGUAGAACAGGUAAUUGGGCAGCAAACCAAUGAUCAAGAAGAAAGCAUUCUUGAUGGGAUAAUCAGGGAGUUACAGAGAGAACAAGACCUCCGACUAAAUAACGAAGGAAAUGUUCCACAUUUUCCAAUUAAUAGAUCAUAUUCUGUUAAUGGUGCUCUGAGUAGUCCAAAUAUGGACAUACCCUCUUCCCCAAAUAUUGGGCUUCGGCGUAGUGGUCAAAUUGAAGGUGUUCGGCAAAUGCAUAAUAACGCUCCUAGGAGCCAGAUGGCCACUGAACGAGACCUCAUGGCCUGGAGCAGAAGAGUGGUGGUAAAUGAAUUAAAUAAUGGAGUUAGUAGGGUGCAAGAGGAAUGUCGCACUGCGAAAGGUGACCUAGAAAUUAGUCUUUAUACAGUCGAAAAGAAGAAAAAGCCAUCUUCUACUAGCCAAAGAAAUGAUCAUCAGCCUAGCUGUGGGCGGUCUUUACGGAGGACACAGCGCAAGCGUCAGCAUACUUACCUAACACGGUCCAACAUAGAGCAUAAUUCACAGGCAUCAUCUCAAAAUUCAGGUGUACGCGAAGAUUCAGACAGCUCCUCGGAGGAAGAUGAAACUGUUGGCACAAGUGAUGCUUCUGUGGAAGACCCCGUUGUUGAGUGGCAAAGUGAAAGUUCUUCCAGUGAUUCAUCAAGUGAAUAUUCUGACUGGAUAGCGGAUGCUGGGAUAAAUUUGCAGCCUCCCAAGAGACAAACGAGACAGGCAGCGCAGAAGAUCUCCAGCAGCUCUGAAGAUGAAAAGGUGAAGCCCUUAGAAGAUAGGAAAAAGAAGACUAAGCAGACGAGAAAGAAGAAAGGGGGACUUGUUUCUAUGGCAGGCGAACCCAAUGAAGAAUGGUUUGCCCCUCAGUGGAUCUUGGAUACUAUACCACGGCGUUCUCCAUUCGUUCCACAGAUGGGAGAUGAGCUUAUUUAUUUUAGGCAAGGACAUGAAGCUUAUGUGAGAGCUGUGAGGAAAUCAAAAAUAUAUAGUGUUAAUUUACAAAAACAGCCAUGGAACAAAAUGGAUCUCAGGGAGCAAGAAUUUGUUAAGAUUGUAGGAAUCAAAUAUGAGGUUGGACCACCUACUCUGUGCUGCUUGAAACUUGCAUUUUUGGACCCCAUUUCAGGCAAAAUGACUGGAGAGUCUUUUUCUAUUAAGUAUCAUGACAUGCCAGAUGUCAUUGAUUUCCUUGUGUUACAUCAGUUUUAUAAUGAAGCCAAAGAAAGGAACUGGCAGAUUGGUGAUAGAUUCCGCAGUAUAAUAGAUGAUGCCUGGUGGUUUGGAACUGUGGAAAGUCAGCAGCCUUUCCAGCCAGAAUAUCCUGAUAGCUCUUUCCAGUGUUACAGUGUUCACUGGGACAAUAAUGAAAGAGAAAAGAUGAGCCCCUGGGAUAUGGAGCCAAUUCCAGAAGGAACUGCUUUUCCAGAUGAAGUUGGUGCUGGUGUUCCUGUGUCCCAGGAAGAACUGACUGCUUUGCUAUACAAACCCCAGGAAGGAGAGUGGGGGGCUCAUUCCAGAGAUGAGGAAUGUGAACGAGUUAUUCAGGGCAUCAACCACCUUCUUUCCCUGGACUUUGCCAGCCCUUUUGCUGUUCCAGUGGAUCUCAGUGCCUACCCCUUGUAUUGUACUGUAGUUGCUUAUCCAACCGACCUCAAUACCAUCAGACAAAGACUUGAAAAUCGCUUUUACAGGAGAAUAUCAGCAUUAAUGUGGGAGGUACGCUAUAUUGAGCAUAAUGCUAGGACUUUCAAUGAGCCAGAUAGUCCUAUAGUUAAAGCAGCGAAGAUUGUGACUGAUGUCUUACUUCGAUUUAUUGGGGAUCAAAGCUGUACUGAUAUUUUGGAUACUUACAAUAAAGUUAAAGCAGAAGAACUAAACAGCAGUGAUGCAGAGGAGGAUACAGAAAUGGUCGAUUUAGAUUCAGAUGGUCCCGGAACUUCAUCUGGAAGAAGGGUCAAAUGCCGAGGCAGAAGACAGUCUUUGAAAUGUAAUCCUGAUGCUUGGAAAAAACAAUGCAAAGAACUACUGAGCCUCAUUUAUGAACGUGAAGACUCAGAGCCAUUUCGACAGCCUGCAGAUCCUCCUUCUCACCCAGCUCAACAACAGCAAGAAGGAGAACCCUCAGCAUCUGCCCUUCCAGAUAGUCAAGAUCCAUCUCAGUCUGAGGAUUAUCAAGAUGGUAUAGACACACCUAUGGACUUCAGCACUGUGAAGGAAACUUUGGAAUCAGGAAAUUAUGAUAGUCCUCUGGAAUUUUAUAAAGAUGUUCGCCAAAUAUUCAGCAACUCCAAAGCUUAUACUUCUAAUAAAAAGUCAAGGAUCUAUAGCAUGACGCUGAGAUUGUCUGCCUUAUUUGAAAAUCACAUUCAAAAUAUCAUCUCUGAAUAUAAGUCAGCGAUCCAAAGUCAGAAGAGGAGAAGGCCUCGGUACAGGAAGCGCUUGAGAAGCAGCAGCAGCUCACUGUCCAGCAGCAGAGCUCCUAGCCCAAAAGGGAAGCAGAAGCAAAUAAAGUUACAGCCUAAAAAUGACCAGAAUACCUCAGUGUCUUAUGCCAGGACUAGUUCUCCUUUCUCUUCUCCUGUUUCAGAUGCUGCUGAAGGUGUUUCACUAUAUCUACUUGAUGAUGAGGGAGAUGGGCCAUUUUCUCCAUCGAGUUUCAGUGGAAACAGCCAUGACCCAGGAAAAGCCAAAUCAUUUCGUAAUAAAGUUUUACCAGCUAAACAAGAUCACUCCGCUGAUGGGCCUCUUACAAAUGGCGAUGGCAGAGAGCCCCGAACAGCAGCCAAAAGGAAACUGCUCAGUGCAUCAGAAGAGGACGAAAGCAUGGCAGGAGAAGAAAAGGCGAUGAAAGAAACAAAAGAGAAAGCGCAUUUGUCCUCCUCCGAGAGUGGAGAGUUAGGCUCCAGUUUAAGUUCAGAAAGCACCUGCGGCUCCGAUUCUGACUCGGAAUCUACUUCCAGAACAGACCAAGAUUAUGUAGAUGGCGAUCAUGACUAUAGCAAAUUCAUACAAACCAGACCUAAAAGAAAACUCAGAAAACAACAUGCCAAUGGAAAGAGAAACUGGAAGAUGAGAGGCACAGGAGGAAGAGGCAGAUGGGGAAGAUGGGGUAGAUGGAGUAGAGGAGGCAGAGGCAGAGGUGGCAGGGGGCGAGGGGGGCGAGGGAGAGGUGGAGGUGGGGGAAGAGGGCGAGGGCGAGGGAGAGGAGGAAGGGGUGCAUCUAGAGGAGCCACCAGAGCCAAGCGAGCACGUGUUGCCGAUGAUGAAUUUGAUACGAUGUUUUCAGGACGUUUCAGUAGACUUCCUCGAAUCAAAACAAGAAACCAAGGCAGGAGGACUGUUUUGUAUAAUGAUGAUUCGGAUAAUGACAAUUUUGUGUCCACUGAGGAUCCUCUGAAUCUUGGUACAUCCAGAUCAGGCAGAGUCCGUAAAAUGACAGAAAAAGCCAGGGUUAGCCAUCUCAUGGGAUGGAAUUAUUAACAGUUAAUGAAUUUAGAGUAAUUUUUAAGAAUAAAAUCAAUGGCCUUCUACUGCAGGGAAUUUACCAGAAAAUCUACAAAGCAAGUUGUGUGGGGACUUCUGCUUCCUUUCACAUUGGUGCUUUUCCAUUAUGCCAGUAUACAUUUGUUUCAAGACUUUUAAUCUCCACACUUCAUUUGUUCAAACAAGCCUUACUCAUUAGGCCUUAAAUUAAAACAAAUUCUGCCCACACAUAUACAUGUGUGCACAUACACAUGCAUGGACAUGCGCACACAAGGCACGCACACACAUACAUACACACACAUACACACGCACACACACACACCACAGACACACUACAGAUUUACUACAUUAAAGGAGCAUUCUGCUUCUUAAGAGUAGCAUGACAUUUUUAUCUCAAUAAGAUAUCCCUCUUUGCUUUUGUAUCACAGAAGUAUAGCACCUUCUUACAGAGUUUUAUAUAGUUUGUUUUUGCCAUUUUGAUUCCUAUACCCAGUAAUAAUAACUUUUGCACAAUACACCAAUCCUAAAGGCAGCUAUUAAAUGUUUACAGUUUCUAUAUUGUAAGAACGAUCUGGAUUAUUUUACUCUUCCCAGGCCAAACUUUCAUGAACUGUACUGAACUGAAGUAUAUAUUUAUACUGCAGUUUUGGGGUGGGUGGGGGGUAUCUUGAUAUGCUUUUCAUUGAUUUGCUUAAUUCACGUUUAAGGUGAGAAAGGGUUGGUGCCUUGUAAAUAUGUAGCAAAUCUUUGUGGUGUGUCCUGAUGUGUGCAUUAACUUUAUUAAAAGAGAAUACUUGAGGUAUCAAUCUAGACAAGGUGCCAAAUGCAAAAGUUUCUUGCAUCCAUUUUUCUUUUCCUGUUAUAUUUUAUUGCAUUAAUAGAAACUUGUGUAGCUUAAUAGUAACUUAAACAUUUGAAAAAUCCUCAUCCACAAAGAAUACUUCUUUGAACAGUAGCUCAGCUACCUCUAUUAACUACAACUACUGGAAAUGCUAAGGAAAGUAGAUGCUGUUACUCAUUACUAAGGAGAAAUAGAACAAGCUUGGUAGGGAUGAAUACUCCUAAGUUAUAAGCUGAGAAUUUUCAGUAAUCAUAUUGGCUCUCAAAUUCAUAGGUGUGACAAAUUUUCCUAAGUAUUCUAUGCUCUAGGCUUCUGUAGAACAUAUUUAUGUAAGCAGACUUGCUCUGCUUCUUGGCUAUCUCUGCCACCACUUCCUCUUUAACAGCUGUGAGUUACUGCUUUUCAUUUGAAUCUGGAAAGGUAACAAAGCACCUAACUUGAGCUGGCCUAUUUUGGCUAGCUAAUAUUUGGAAUCAACUUUAAUGGGUUCUUCUGUUCUCAUUCCAAAGGGUUCUUCUGUUCUCGACUUCCAGAAAAGAGCCUCAUUGCACUGCAAACAGAUAUAUUGAAUCAUUAUUUUAUAGUUGAGAAAAAAAAUCUUUAAAAUCAUUGAUGGUCUUGUUUACAGCAAUAGAGUGCACAUAGAGUUCCAUAAGUAAGCUUCAGUUCCAAGAUCAAUUGUGGUCCUCAAAUUUGACAUCACAGUUGCGCUACUUCGUCAGAUACUUCCAUUCUUGAAGUGGGAGGGAUAAUAAUUGAUCUCUGCUCUUGUAACAGCAAUUUUGUUGCACUUAAAUCAGACUUGUGUGAUGAAACAUUUUCUUAAUGUACACCUGGUAGUCCAGGAGAUAUCUUAAGCUGACAUGUUUGUCUCAUGCUUUCAAUCAUUUCACGCAUCUGAAAAAUCUGUUAAGUGCAGAGGAAGGAGUGCACACAUAACUUUGCUUUUCGGUGGGGUUGGGGGGGGUUAUUCUUGAACUAAUACCCUUAAGCAAUUUUCACUUGCAGUAGAAAUGAUGUUCAGGCUUUAAGAAAGUAUAAUGAACUGUUAAUGGCACUAAUGUCUGUUGCUAGGGAGCAGACCAAGCUGAUAUUUUUGUUGUUGUUGUUUUUCUUCACCAUACCAAAACAAUUUCUGGUUACAACUCAGCUGCCAUUUUAACCAUAGCAUAGAUUCAACAUGUUCCUAUUUUGAGAGUCUACAUUUGAUUUUUACUAAAACAUACUAUUUCAGUUAUUCAUCUCUUGGGCGUUUAGACUAAAUUGUGCCUAUGUUUUCCUGGAGUCAUUAACGUUUUGUCCUACAACAACCGACAUAAUGUAGUUGCUUAAAUUCCUGGAUAUACCCAAAUAUGUAUCAUGUGUACCAUUUUAGUAUGAGAUUUUUGUUGGCAUUCUUCUAUGAAGAGCUGAGCUCUUGAAGCGUAGAAGAAUCGCCAUUUGUAUGAUGCUAGCUGUCGGGAGCUUUAUUUAUAAUUUAUUUUGAAAAAUGAAAAUGCCACAUUUAUUCCCCAAAUGUCAAGAUUUUCUAGGCUUACAGAAUUAGAAGAAUAAGGCUAAAGACAUUUUUAAGCAUAUUUUCUAUGUAGUGAAAUACUGUGAAAUACUAGUGGGCAGCAUUUUGCUGUGAUGUUGAUUUCAGUUAUUAGAAUUUAAAGAGUUAGUCACCAGGGUAUGUUAGGUGAACAUAGUUAUCAUUUAUUAUAAAACAAACAGAUAAUUUUCUGUUUGCAUGCAAAUUAUUUUCAUAAGUGUGAAUAAAAGUCUGGGAAAUGAUAUUUUUAGUUUUCUAAUCUGGACUUCCCCCUUUCCUCAAUUUAUAUUUUGGGUUUUUUAACACCACUUCCUACAAAUGUGUCAUAAUUUGUAUCAUUUUGAAUACUUUAUCAUUUCAGUUUUCUAGAGAUCUUUUAAACCUAAGUAAGAUCCAGGUUCAGCCAUAGCAAAGAAAUUAGGGAAUGAGUUAAGAAUUCUGCAAAUGAAGACCACUGUUCUGUUUAGGCCCAUGAGAGCAUACACAUGUAUAAGCUUAAUCCUAUGCUAUAUCUGAAUAGCAAGUAAGCUAUAAUAUCGCUCAUAAAUGCUAAUGUUCAGAUUCUAAGCUUUAUGAUCUUAGCAUGUGUAUAUGUUUAUAAAACUCAAUCAUGUGUUCUUCUCUGGCUUGCUGUAUGUACCUCAUCUAGCAAUAGGAUGCUCUCCGAAACAUUGGCAAACCUACUAGCCUAAUAACUAAAUUUGUUUCUGCAUAAGUGUUUGUGUACUUGUAUGUAUGGAGCUUUUUCCAGUUUGCCAUACCUUAUCCCAGACAUUAAAAAAGAGAAUAUUUUAUAUGGAGGACACUGUCUACAAGUUAUUUGACUCUUUAGAGCGCAGCUUGUGCAUUUAUUAAUGCUUAGUCAUCCAUGUCUCUUCGAUAACCAGUUCUGCUUCUGUCAUAUAACUAUGCCCCUCUGUUCCUUUAAUUUGCCAUUUUCCUUGUUUCUUUUUCUCUUUCCCUCACCAGAAAUCAGGCUUAUUCUAUAAUUCAUUCUUACAGUGUUUUGUUUCACCCAGAGGCAGAGCAACUGAAUAAAAUUCCCAAGUUUCAGUCUACACAAUUGAGUCCUCGUACAUCGAAAUUAUGUUUCAGAUAUUUUAAAGUAGAUUGUCAUCGGACAAUACAGUGAUGUAAAGGGAAAGAGGUGAAUACCGCUCCUAACUUUUUAAUAAAGCUUUUUUGAGCAUUUUUUAAAUUUUCUAAGUUUGUGGCAGUGAUAUACACCAUAUGUAUAUAUAUGGAACCAUUUUAUGCACAUUUGCCAACGGGUACUUAUCUUUAAAGUUGAAGUUUCAUGAAUUUUCAUGCCCUUAAAAGGGGGUCCUAAAACAUGUGAUUUUUCACUACUAUUUGAUGCCCAGCCUUUUCAGCAAUUACAAUAACAUUUGAAAAUCUGAAAUUAAUAGUUCCAGUGGGAAGGAAUAAGACUUGAUAUUUAAAAGCCUUUUAUUUAAAUGCUAACCACAUUCCACAACCUCUUUGUGGUACGAAAGGCUUUAUGAGUGUUUUAUUAAAAUAUUAUUAGAUCAUUUUAAAGCUCAUUUAAAAAAUUAUUAGUAAAAUAGUUGCAUCCUGUUUUUAUUUUGCCUCUCUUAACAAAGAUUUUUUUUUUUUACCAAGUGUUAAUUUAUCACAUUUACAAAGUUUGGAUUAAAAUCCAAUAUAAAGUUAAAUGAUUUCAUGGUGCUGUAUUUUGUGGAACAUGGAUAGCACUCAGGUUUCUUACUAUUUAUUCCCUGAUAUAGUCUUAUCACCUUGAGUACUCCUUGUCUCACCUUUCCUCUUGGACUCACUCUUAUCUCCACUUCUCUUUCUAUAACGAAGACUGCACUUAAUGUAGCAUACUUCAACCAGACUGGAAAUUUUGGAUUGAUUUCUGAGGGAAGUACAAUAGAAUGGCCCUGCAGUUUAGAGUUAAGUUGUGUUUAUUUAUAUGUAUGCCCAUUUCUUAUUCUUAUACCUAUCUUAAUUAAAUCUAGAAUAUGGGACUUAGACAUAUAAAAGCAUGGUAAUUAUUUUCUAAAAAAUAAAAUUAAUGACACAUAUUGAGAUCGCCAUUAGUAAUUUUACUUUUAAAAAUCCCAUAUCGAAAUACCUAGAAACCCAGUUGGAAAAUGUGUUUUUUGCAUAUGCCACCAAAUAUACAUUAGGCAGUACUACAAAUGUUAAUUCUUUAAACAAUGCUGUGGUGAUGGCAAUCAGUAAUUUAUUUCUUUGUUCUGUAACUUAUCAUCCUUGUCUUUUGUAAUCCUUUACACAGUAUUAACAAAGCUGUACUUUGUGUUUGUUCUUAGUGUCCAUAAAUUUUAAGAUGGAAAAAACAUUCAUUUAAUAGUUGAUGUGAUGCUGUAUAUGGGCAGAAUGUCCAUUAAACUAAAAUUCAGUGGGGAAAAGGUAAACAAAACUGGCUUGGUUUAUAAAAGAUGUUUUGUUUGGCAGUUGUUGGUCAUUAUAAGCAAUUACCUUCAAAGACAAAAAAAAAUACUGGACUAAUUUGUUGCCAUUCUUUAUGGGAUGUUUACAAUAAAAUUCCAAGUUGUUUGGAA
Arvicola amphibius (Eurasian water vole) is the source of this 10489-nucleotide messenger RNA. It is a transcript of the gene Brwd3, whose product is annotated as bromodomain and WD repeat domain containing 3. NCBI's taxonomy places the organism in Eukaryota, Metazoa, Chordata, Mammalia, Rodentia, Cricetidae. Gene Ontology annotation, cellular component: nucleus. Gene Ontology annotation, molecular function: protein binding. The coding region runs from base 175 to 5562 and encodes 1795 amino acids. Gene Ontology annotation, biological process: regulation of transcription by RNA polymerase II; cytoskeleton organization; regulation of cell shape. The record is from RefSeq and is a predicted model, not a curated record. The transcript is spliced from 41 exons.